AUGUCCGAUUUCUUGCCAGAAGAUUUGUUGAUCGAGGUGCUCCAAAGACUACCUUUCAAGCUCCCCUUUCGACUAAAGACAGUGUGCAAAUCAUGGUACACUCUGAUCACCAAUCCUCAAUUUAUUUCCACCGUGAUCAACAGCCCAGGUGCCCGAAAGAAGUUCCAGAUUCUUAUUGGGAAACACUACGUCAAUUCCUUGGGCCAAGAACAACAGAGUGCCUUCAUACGUGAAUGUGAUGAUGAUGGUGGAUUAUGUAAUGCCGCUACGUUAUCUGAGAUUGAGGACUUCUCCAAACGCAACAUAUACUGUGGUUGGCAGCGCGAAAGGGUUGAUUUGCCUCCGCGGUGA
This is a messenger RNA of Oldenlandia corymbosa var. corymbosa, 351 nucleotides long. The record is from the annotation of a GenBank genome assembly. NCBI's taxonomy places the organism in Eukaryota, Viridiplantae, Streptophyta, Magnoliopsida, Gentianales, Rubiaceae.